AUUCAGCAAUUAAUUUCUUAAGAGAAAAAAACAGAAAAGAGUAAAAUCCUUAAAAUAAAGAGCUUAAUAAACAAGCCUCAAUAUGUGAUACUCGAUCUACGUUUCUCGAUCGCUCCUUUUAUCUUCUUUGGCGCAUUUUCUUCUCCUUCACAAUUUUUUUCUUUUCUUUUUCCUUGUUAUCAUUCACUCUUCCCUCUAUUGAAUAAAAGAGAAAAACAAAGCAGUCAAGCGGAGAAAAGUAACCUAUAAUAAUCACCUCCCCUAAACAUUUUCUUCAUGUAAUUAUGUUGGACACAAAAAUGGCAUAAGAGUCUUUGUGGUUAUUAGAAUCCAUUCAAAUGGAUGCGAGGGUAGGAACCAGCAAGGAUAGUCUUCUCCCGCAGAGAAACUACACUGAUUUUAGUGGCAACAAUAAUGAUGAUGAAGAAAUACGCUGUACUCAAAUGCAAAGGAUAAAAAAUGGGUUCCGUGAAUUUUGGUUGCACCUUCACCCGAUGGAUCGUUCUGGCUUUAGAAAACUGAUGUUUGCAAUCAAAUCAGGGCUCUCCUUGGCCCUCGUUUCGCUCUUUAUAUAUGUUGAACAGGAACAACUCAACAAGUAUUCAAUCUGGGCCAUCCUCACUGUUAUUGUGGUCUUUGAAUUUAGCGUAGGUGCAACCUUUAGUAAAGGGUUAAAUCGCACUUUGGGAACAACUUUAGCAGGAGGACUUGCUUUGGUUAUUGGAGAGUUAUCCAUGUUAGCUGGAAAGUUUCGAGAGAUUGCUAUUGUAUCUAGUAUAUUUAUUGCAGGGUUUUUAGCAAGUUAUGUGAAGCAACACCCAAACAUGAAGCCAUAUGAAUAUGGAUUUCGUGUGUUCAUGUUGACAUUUUGUAUUGUAUUAGUGGCAGAUAGUAAAGAUUUUUUAACGACAUUUUAUUAUAGACUUAUUCUUAUAGCUGUUGGAGCUGGCACAGCUUUAUUAGUAAAUAUCUUUAUAUAUCCAAUUUGGUCAGGAGAGGAUUUACAUGACUUAGUGGUAAAAAAUUUUAACGGAGUUGCAGCAUCUUUAGAAGGUUGUGUUAAUGGUUACCUUCAAUGUGUUGAAUAUCAAAGGGUCCCUUCAAAAAUUCUUAUUUAUCAAGCAUCGGAUGAUCCACUUUACAGAGGUUAUAGAGCAGCAGUACAAUCAUCAAAUCAGGAGGAAACAUUGUUAGAUUUUGCAUUAUGGGAACCACCUCAUGGUCCAUAUUACAAGUUUAACUAUCCUUGGAGAAGUUAUGUUAAUGUGAGUGGAGCCCUGAGGCAUUGUGCUUUCAUGGUCAUGGCAAUGCAUGGAUGUAUCCUUUCGGAGAUACAGGCCCCUGCUGAAAAGAGGAUGGUGUUCAGUAAUGAACUUCAAAAGGUUGGUAAUGAAGGAGCCAAAGUAUUGCGUCAACUUGGAAGUAAAGUUCAAAAGAUGGAAAAGCUAUGCAACGCAGACAUACUCUUUGAUGUACAUGAAGCUGCUAUCCAACUACAAACGAAGAUUGACCAACAAUCAUUUCUUUUAGUCAACUAUGAUAGUUGGAAAAUGACAAGAAAGAAUAAUAAGGAAAAUGAAACUCUUGACAAUUCGAUAGAUAUGAAAGUCUAUGAAAAUAAGGAAUAUUUGAUUAAUUUGAUUAAUAAUGAAAAUGGAGAUGAUAAUUCAAAUAGUAACAUUGAACCCUCAUUAGUGCGAGACUCAUCAAGCAUUUCACAAAGUACAACAUCACUAAAUAGAUACUGGUCUCGGCCACAUCUAACACUUCAAGGAGAAAUUAGUGAGCCUGAACUCAAAGUACAUGAAAGUGCCAGUUCCUUGUCAUUAGCAACAUUUGCUUCACUUUUAAUAGAAUUUGUUGCAAGGCUUCAAAAUCUUGUAGAUGAAUUCCAAGAUCUUAGUGAGAAGGCAGAGUUCAAAAACCAAACUUUAUAGAUAAUGUGUGUGGUUAUAUAAAGUUGUAGAUAUAUCUCAUUGUGUUUGUAUCAUGGGAUAAAACUAUUGUGGUGAAUUCUUCUAAACCCAUGGCAAUUUUGUGGGUAAGUUACCCUUGCACAUGUGUCUUCAUCUCAGUCGUUGAUCAAAAAAAUUUUCAACCUUUCAUUAAUUGAUGCAUUAAAUGUUUUCACACUACAUUGUAUUUUAUAUUAUUUACAUUAUACCCCGUAACGUAUUUAUACUUGAUGCAAUACGCAAAUAGUUGAUUUUACAAAUCUCUCCCCAAAUACCAUACAAAUCAAAACCUUCCCCAAAUACCAUUUCAAUGUGUACAGCUUCUUCUUCUACCUCUCAAAAGACACUUCAAAAGAACUGCUUCAUUCUUCAACCUCACUGCUUCCUUUACCCUUCUACGAUCUCACUUCUUCUUCUUCUCUACCCUUCUUGUGGGUGAUGGGUUUGAUUUUUCCGGCGACCCACUCCUAAAACCUUCCCCAGAUACUCCUGUAGUAUCCACCGCUCCUUCAUCUACCUCAGUGCUUCUUCUACCCUCCCCUUAACUUAAGCGUUUGAUUUUUCCGACGACCCACUCGCAAAACCUUCCCUA
This is a messenger RNA of Arachis ipaensis, 2547 nucleotides long. RefSeq names its product aluminum-activated malate transporter 4-like. Lineage: Eukaryota; Viridiplantae; Streptophyta; Magnoliopsida; Fabales; Fabaceae. Gene Ontology annotation, biological process: malate transport. The record is from RefSeq and is a predicted model, not a curated record.